Messenger RNA from Gordionus sp. m RMFG-2023, 1345 nucleotides. RefSeq names its product dnaJ homolog subfamily B member 12-like. Gene Ontology annotation, biological process: cellular response to misfolded protein. Gene Ontology annotation, cellular component: endoplasmic reticulum membrane. The transcript has 9 exons. The record is from RefSeq and is a predicted model, not a curated record. The coding region runs from base 29 to 1189 and encodes 386 amino acids. NCBI's taxonomy places the organism in Eukaryota, Metazoa, Nematomorpha, Gordioida, Chordodea, Parachordodidae. Gene Ontology annotation, molecular function: Hsp70 protein binding.
AUCAUCCUAUUUUAGGCAUACUGCUCUAAUGGAUAGUAAUCGAGAUGAGAGCGAACGAUGCUAUGAGUUAGCCCAAAAAUAUUUAAAAGAGGGUAUUAUGGAUAAAGCCCUAAAAUUUUUGCACAAAGCCGAAAAAUUAUAUCCUUCCCAUAAAAUUAAAACCAUGUUCGACCAUAUAAAUCGUAUCAAACAAACCACUAAUACCAAUCACACCCAUAAAUCUAACCAUUCCAACUUUAUUCCUAAAGAUUCUGGUGAUAACCAAUUUACCAGACAUAGGUCACAGUCCAGGGAAAGGACAUUUUAUUCGAAAGAAGAAAUGGAUGCAAUCAAAAGAAUUAAAAGAUGCAAAGAUUAUUAUGAGAUAUUAGGAAUAUCACGAGAUGCUUCUGAAGCUGAUAUUAAAAAAUCCUACAAGAAAUUAGCCCUUCAAUUUCAUCCUGAUAAAAAUAAGGCCCCAGGUUCAGCUGAAGCCUUCAAGGCAAUAGGCAAUGCUUUCACAACUCUCAGUGACCCCCAAAAACGUAAAUUAUAUGAUUUAAGAGGAACUGAAGUUGAAAGAAUAUCUCAUAGACAUGCUCAGGAAGAUUUUUUUGAAUAUGACUAUGCCAGAGGAUUUGACACCGAGAUGAGUGGAGAAGACAUUUUCAAUUUAUUCUUUGGAGGCGGUUUACAAAACAGAGGGUUUUAUCGUAAUGGUCCAUCACAUACUAGAGUCAGGACUGGACAAGGUCAAAAUUCUCAACCACCCUCUAGAUCGCGAGAAGAACCCAGCCAUACAAUAUUCCUUCAGAUGCUUCCGAUAAUCGUAUUGAUACUUCUAUCCUUCUUCAGCAAUUUUUUUAUAUCAGAGCCGUCAUACAAAUUCGAAAGGGUUGGGAGGUACGUUAAUUUGAGAGAAACAAGCGACUUGCACGUCAAAUAUUACGUCAAAGAUAAUUUCGAAGAAUCACACGUUAAUAAAAUGCAUCAAGUCGAGAAAGAGGUCGAAAGAGCGUAUUACGUGCAGCUUGAAAAAGAGUGCUACGAUCAGAUGGCCCAAAAAUCUUUUUUGAUGAGGCAAGCCGAAUUUUACGGAAAUCCGAAUUUGAGAGAAAAGGCACAAAAUUACGCCACGCCUUCUUGCGACUAUUAUAAUGCUUUUCGCGAAAAAAUUAAUUUUAUGAAAAAAUAUAAUCACUUUAUGUAAAUAAAUGAAAAGAAUUUUUUUUAUGGUGACUGAUAUAUACAGCCUCUGUCAUAUUACGUAACAAUUAUACGUGAAAGUAAAAAAAUCGACAAUAUUAAUAUGAAUUAUUAUUUAUUUUAAAUUAUUACCGCCAUAUAAAAUGCCUUUUUGUUUGUA